GCAAGCAUCAUUGUCUGAUCUGCUGAAAGAUCCUGCCUUGUGAUUAAGAGUCUGUAGACCUUAUACUUUCUACAAAAAACAUGUCAUCUGAAAUCCUAUGUCAGGAGCAUGGAAAGCCACUGGACAUUUUCUGCACUCAAGAAAAUGUGCUAAUAUGCCUUGAAUGCAGUGUGUUUGGGAAACAUCAAAGACACAGAGUGAUCCGUGGUGGGGAAGCUCAGCAAAAGAUACAGGAAGAAUUGAAAUUCACACUUCAAAGAGCAAGUGAAAAAAGAGAAAAGAAAGAAAAAGAAAAAGAAAAUAUCGUAAAACAGACAAGAGAGACUGAGAGUGAAUUUUGGAGCUAUAAAGAUAAGGUGUCAAAUGAGAUCAAUAGCAUUCGGGAGGUACUUGACAACGAGGAACAGAUGCUCCAUUACGAAGCAGACCUAACCCUCGAGAAAUCUCUGAAACUGUUAAGGGUUCAAGAAGACAGUGCCGCUAAUACCUUGGAAGACCUGGAACACAUUGAGAAACAACUUCGUAUGUUGCCAGAACUUCAGGGAAAAACACAUUUUCUUUCAACGUACUUCACGAUCAAGAAAAAGCUAGAGGACAUUGAGGCAGAACCGCAGCAGAAGACUUUGGAAUUCCAUGUCCCCCAGACCCCAAAAGAUUUCAAGAUGAAAAUGUGUCAGAAAGUUUUUAAAAAUAUACUGCCAGCAGGAGCUAACAAAAACUAAACCUUAUUACACAGAAGAUGAGAUGGACUCCUGACCCAGGAACUGCCUUCUAGGAUUCGAAGAUGCUCUGAACAAUUACAAAGAAUUAUGAGGGCUAUAUAUAUCUAGCAUAUGCAUGAGAAAAUAUUCCAAAUAUUUUACAAUUUACCAUGGCCACACAAACACUGUGGGUUGGAAAAACUUUACUAGAUCUGCUUUCAUCAUCAUCAUCAUCAGAGGGCACAAAUGUGCUGUAUAUAUGUACAAAUACACACGUUUUAAAUUAAGUGAUUUAACUUAAUUAUUUGGAAUAAAAAAUGUGAAUAACAAAAAGGUGAAAAUCAACUCAAUUAGUCUGCAUCAAUUAGAAACUCCAAAAAAAAAACCUGAAUACAAGGCACCAAAAAGUCACUAGUAACAAAAUCCAAACAAAUGCCCUGGAAAGAUGGAAAACAACAGUCCGCAGCUUCAAUGCCAAAAUUUUAAUAAGAAAA
Molecule: messenger RNA, 1195 nt
Organism: Protopterus annectens (West African lungfish)
Lineage: Eukaryota; Metazoa; Chordata; Ceratodontiformes; Protopteridae
Product: tripartite motif-containing protein 72-like
Exons: 6
Coding region: 81-722 (213 amino acids)
Molecular function (GO): zinc ion binding
Source: RefSeq, a predicted model, not a curated record